UCUUCUGUAUUAGCGCGCUACACCUCCGUCUAUCACACGCUGAGUCCAGAGGCCCCCAGAGGACAGAAAAAAACGGGCCAGAAGUCAACAUCUGCAAGGCCGAAAAAAGAUUAAGGUUAUGAAACAAUGGAUGACUGACCAAUAAGAAAUAUUGACUUUACUAUUCCCAGGAGCGUCACGUCACUCUUUGAUUAUUUUUUCCACACUUUUUCUGACGCUAGAUAUUUCUCUUCUCUCUUGGCAAAAAAGGAGACAACUUUCUGUUUGGAUUUUUUUCCUGCUUUGCGAAGGAUUUUAUAUUCAUUUUUGAUAUAUAUAUAUUUUUUAAACAAAAGCCUGUGAUAGGGUGCUUCUCCUCCAAAGACUUUUGUUGGGGAUGUUGAGCUCUGUGAAGAUGGAAGCCCACGAUAUACCAGAGUGGAAUACUUUCUACAGCGAGGCCAGUGAGAUGUAUUCCUCUCCCAGCACCAUGAACUCUGGUCUGGGCUCCAUGGGCUCCAUGGGCACCAUCAACAGCUACAUCAACCUGAAUCCGGCCACCGCCUCCCCCGCAGGUAUGAACAUGGCAUACCCCAGCUCCAGCCUCAGCAGUUCCCCGCUGGCCUCCAUGGGCUCCGGGCCUGGCCACAUGUCUCUCUCACCAGUGGCCUCGUCACUCAGCUCAGGCCCUCUAACCCAGUUGGGCCCCGCUGCUCCCGGCUCCCUGGGCUCCUUGUCCCACUACCAGAACAUGGGCCAGUCCAUGAGCCAGCUGGGCUACAGCUCCACUGCGAGCCUGAGCCGGCCUGGGCCGAAGGAGAUUCCCCCAAAGCCUUACCGACGCUCCCUGACCCAUGCCAAGCCGCCAUAUUCCUACAUCUCCCUCAUCACCAUGGCAAUCCAGCAGAGUGGCAGCAAGAUGCUCACCCUGAACGAGAUCUACCAGUGGAUCAUGGACCUGUUCCCCUACUAUCGUGAGAACCAGCAGCGUUGGCAGAACUCCAUCCGCCACUCGCUCUCCUUCAAUGACUGCUUUGUGAAGGUGGCUCGCUCACCGGACAAGCCGGGCAAAGGUUCCUACUGGACUCUGCACCCGCAGUCAGGCAACAUGUUUGAGAAUGGCUGCUACCUGAGGCGCCAGAAACGCUUCAAGAUCGAGGACAAGCUGGCGAAGAAAGCAGGCAAGAGCCAGGAGGGGGGCUCGGGUAAAGGAGGCCACGGUGGAGAUCACCUGGUGGAAGAUCACAGCCCCACAGGAGGAUCAGAGGGAGCUGACUCCGCCCACUCAGACAACUCCCACCCGGGCUCUUCAGAUGACCAGCCGCAUUCCCGAAACUCCCUGGUUCAACUAGACUGCCCACCGCUGUCCUCCUCACACCUCCACAGCCCACCUGUCUCCCUGACUCCGUCCUCCUCCACAUCAUCCUCCAUCCCUCCAUCCUCCUUGUCUCUCUCCGCCACCUCCUCCUCCAACCCUCUCCUCCAUUCCCAGUCUUUACCAGGCAGCACUCACCUCCUGCCCAGCUCCAUGCAGCAGCACAUGGACCUACAGAGCGACGCCCUCAAGUCUCUGGACCCCCACUACAACUUCAACCACCCAUUCUCCAUCACCAAUCUCAUGUCCAACGAGCAGAAGAUGGACCUCAAGUCCUACCAGGACCAGGUGAUGGCCUACAACAGCUACACAGGAGGCUCUCCUGUGGGAGCCAAGCAGAUCUACGACAGCCCCGGGCCAGCCACCAUGGACUCAGGCGCUUACUACCAAACUCUGUACAGCCGCUCGGUGCUCAACGCCUCCUAAUAUGGACAUUCACCCUCCCCUACCCCACCCCACCCCUACACACACACACACACACACACACACACACACACACACCUGUUUGUAGAGGUGAGCCAAGAUGGAGACUUCUCUUUCUCUCUUCCUUUUCUAAAAUGGACACCCCAGCUCUCUUUUAUCUUCCUCUUUCUCUCUCUUUCCCUCUCUGGCUCAUGUCCAGUGGCCUUGGAAGAGACUCACAUCUAAAAUGGCUGCCACAUUUGAGAGACCAAAGAACUUUUUUUUUUUCUUUUACCAACUCUGACGAACAUGGAGACUGGUUGGUUACACGGAGGAUAGAAAAGUGAUGCUGGAUGAUAAAAAAAAUUCAACACUGAUGAUGACGAUAUUUGACUCCUCUGUAUGUAAGUCAUUACAGAUGUCAGAUCCUCUCUUUGCCUGUCACAGGAACACUGCAUGGCAAAAUUGGCUUUGUAUAAAAUGUAAAUAGAGGUAAUGUGGGGGGAAAGGAUAUUUGCAUUUAUUUAUGAAGGGAAUAAAUUUUAAUAUAUCUUGUAUAGUGCUCUGCUGACCAGUUACAACCCAAAUGUGAGGGGUUUUUUUAUCCAAAGAUGGAGAGAAGGAGGCGAGUUUCAGGUUACUGCUUCAGGCAGGUGUUACUGCAGUGGGAGACAGUAAAGUUGAUUUAGUUUUUUGUGUUACAGCAUUUCUCACAUUUCUCACUACUACGUUCAGUCAGAUCUGUCAGAUCAGACAUCCGUCAAUAUAAAUGUAGCCUUGGAAGUUGUUUUUAAGAAGAAAUGGUUUGUUGUUUAUGGUUGAUAUGAAGAAAAAAACCCAAAGCCAUUUUGUCCUUGCUGGAGCACAAAUGAAAAAAAAAAAAAAAAAAGGCGAACACUUUUGCAGCCAGAAGGAAAGAGGCAAAGUAACUGUGGUAAAAAAAAAAAAGAAAAAAAGAAGAAAAAAAACUUUAAAAAAGGCUGUUGUGUUUAUAUUUUUUUCAUUUUCCAUACACAUUUCCUUUUGUUACCUAUACGGGGGCAUUACAAUGAAAUGCUUUUCCACAGACUGUAACAUUUUUGAAUAACAGAUAGCGAGUGAGGUUCAGUCAGUUACUAAAACAGUGGAGGGGAGGAGAGAUGCACUAUGGGAGGAUUUACAUACAGUACUUUGCACUAUGGAGCUCCCACUGGCCAGGUGGGCUGAUGGGCUGGUGUGUGUGUGUGAGUUACAACAAUGCUUAGGAAUGCCCCCCUCCCCAAAAUAUUAUCAAAGGAUCAGCUCAAUGGGAUCAAUGUAACAAUGUAAAAAGGUUUCAUAUAACUCUCGCUGUCCCAAAAAAAAAAGUGCCUUUUCUUCAAAUGACUGCUGAUCUGAUAAGAGAUCAAUGUAUAGAUGAUCUAUUGAAGGAUUAUUCUGAUAAACAG
Scomber japonicus (chub mackerel) is the source of this 3183-nucleotide messenger RNA. RefSeq names its product forkhead box A3 (gene foxa3). Lineage: Eukaryota; Metazoa; Chordata; Actinopteri; Scombriformes; Scombridae. Gene Ontology annotation, molecular function: DNA-binding transcription factor activity, RNA polymerase II-specific; protein domain specific binding; RNA polymerase II cis-regulatory region sequence-specific DNA binding. Bases 377 to 1780 code for a protein of 467 amino acids. The record is from RefSeq and is a predicted model, not a curated record. Gene Ontology annotation, biological process: cell differentiation; anatomical structure morphogenesis; regulation of transcription by RNA polymerase II. The transcript has 2 exons.